CCUUCCUCAAAGCUCAUUGGUCGCACAUCCCGUUCUUCACGUAAAUCUGGAAAAACUCACCAAACACACGCUGUGGACUUCGUUCUAACGUUUCCGUGUGUCCCUGUUCACAGUUUCUUUUCCUGAUGAGCUUAUAAACAGAGGAGAGUGCAGCUCUGCAUGUCAAAAGUAGAAAUUGACCAGGUGGAGGUUUAUUCAUGUUUACACGAAGCGUAAAUUGGGCGGCACGAGCGGUUGAGCUCGGGAGUUAAGCCGGGGAUCAAGCAGACUGAACUUGUUCUGGUCUCUUGACGGGCAAUCAUGGAGUCGGUCAGCAGUCCAUCGGUGCUGGGCUGCAAGCACCUCUCUAUCUGCCUGGUGGACUGUAUGAAGACUCCGGGGGUCCUGAGGCCAGAGCCUGAAGCCCCAUCUAGUGACCUUCCGGUCCUCACUCUGAGGGAGCUGUCCAUCUCUUUGGUGGAUUGCAUGAAAACUCCAGUGCUGAACAGUGACGAUAAUCACAGCAGCUUGGAGCUCAAGCUGAAAGAGGAGGACGAGCAGUUGGGGAGAGAGUACGAGGGCUCAAAGCUGGAGCUGCACCCGGUCUGGCAGGACAGUGGAGUCGGACCAGAGAUUCAUUUGUAUAAAGAAGAAGAAGAAAAUAAAAACAACAUCUCGGUGGAAACCAAACCUGAAGAAGUUGCUCGCAGUGAUGGCACAACGUUGGUGUUUCAGGAGAACGCCGGCGGCACCAAAGGGAUGGCGUGGCUUAUACAGUGUUCCGAACUAUCAGAGUCCGUCGAAACAGCCGCGCUGGGCCCCAGUUCAGAGGAGGAAAUGGAUGCAACGUUACAGCAAAGUCAGGAAGAAGACGCUUUAUCAGACAGAAUGGAGACGGCACAGCAGGACACUGAAGCAGAGGAAGCUGAAGAUGCAGAAACCCCCAAGUCUGGAGCUCCUUCUUGCGUGUCUUCAACCAAUGAAAACCAAACAGAGAACCAACAGGAAGCUGCGUCUGAACCCCGACACCACCGCUGUGAGCACUGCGGGAAGUCCUUUGCAAGGAAGAGCAAUGUCCUCCGACACCAGCGGCACAAUUGCAGCAGAACAAAAUCCACAGAAGAUUCAGACCAGCUGGAGCAGGAGACGUUCUCAUGCAGCAGGUGCAUUCUAACAUUUGACACUAAACGCGGGCUGAAGCUGCAUGAGCUCUGUCACAAAGAAAACAGUGAAAGUCACGAGGGCAAAGAAAGUAAUGAGGUUCAACGAGAGAGGCCUCACACCUGCACACAGUGCAAUAAGAGCUUCUACGUGUUGUACACGCUGCGGCAGCAUCUCCUCACGCACACUGGGGAGAAGUCUUACCACUGUGAGGUGUGUGGGAAGCAGUUUGGCAGGGAAGGAACUCUGAAGGAGCACAUGUUGAUCCACACAGGGGAGAAACCUUAUAAAUGUGACCAGUGCGGCAAGACCUGUGCUAGGCGCGGGGACCUACGAAUACACAUGUUGAGCCACUCUGAGGAGAGACCUCACAACUGCAGCCAAUGCGGCAAAAGCUUCAAACAGCUUUUCAAACUGAGGAAGCACGAGCGAAUCCACACGGGUGAGAAACCGUACCAAUGUCAGCUUUGCGCAAAGAAGUUUAGACUACAGGAAUCGCUGGCGUCACACAUCCACACGCACACUGGAGAGCAGCCCUUCAAGUGCAGCCUCUGCCCCAAGGCCUUCAGUAUCAGGAGCAACUUGAAGAAGCACCAAAUGAUACACACCGGGGAGAAGCGCUUUCACUGCUCACACUGCGACAAAAGUUUCCGGCUGCAGCAGCACCUGAUAUUCCAUGAGCGGGGCCACACAGGGGAGAAACCAUACAAGUGUGAAAAAUGCGGGAAAGGUUAUUGUCACCCGUCUACGUUGAAAACACACCUGUCCGCUCAUGAGGAGAAACCACCACGUUGCUCCCUGUGUGGGCAGGAAUUUAGAGAUCAGGAGGAGUUAGCCAAUCACCGGUGCGCUGAGUCAACAGAAAAACCGCAUCGCUGUUCUCAGUGUGGAAAGUGCUUUUCCCAGAUCAUUAAUAUGAAGAAACACCAGAUGAUCCACUCAGGGGAAAAACCCUUUGCGUGCAAGGAGUGUGGGAAGCUGUUCAACCACAGUGGGAAUCUCACAAAGCACAUGCGCACCCACACCGAUGAAAGGCCAUUUGAAUGUGAACUCUGCAAGAAGCGCUUCAGGCUCCUGCAGCACCUCACAAAUCACAGAUUAACUCACAACAAGAAAAAGUAGAGACUGAAUCUGAUGUUUUAGUGGAAGCAGCCGCAGAUUAGGAGGACAAACAGGGAUGACUCUGCUGAGAUGAGAUUACGUUGACUCAGCUUCACUCCAUUUUAAGCUUUAACUGUAGCUGUUUUAGUUGUUCCUUAUGAGACGGAAGAAUGUUAGAGAGAAACUGUCUGCCUUGAUCUUUAAAGGAUAAAAUGCUUUUUGAAUUAUAGUUUGGGGGAGUUUUGUAUUUUUUUUUUACAGAUUAAUAUAUUAAAUUGGGAAUUUGUCCCAAAAUUAAAAGGAUGAAAAAAAUGAAAUGCAAAAAAAAGAGAAACUAUUAUAGGACGAAAUAAAAGUCAAUAUUAAAACCAAAGCACUAAGACACUAUCUUUUGUCUGGAUGUCAUAGGUUUCAUUGGUAAGCUACAGAUUGGAUAUUGAUCAUCAAGUAGUGAGUUACAUUCCUAAUUGCACCAUACUAGACUCUCACUACGUCUACCUCACUGUAGUUGUCAGAGUAAUUAACAAUAUAGAUAAUAGAGAAAAUGAAAAAGAAAAAAAUUGCUGUUGGUCAAAAUGGGCAUCAACUUUUUGCCCUGUUUUAAGUCAUGUAUCUCUAAUUAAGGAAACUCAUUGCGCUCAUUGACACAGACUGACUCCGAUUGAUUGGCAGAGGUUUCCAAAUAACUGCAGAUUGCAAUCUGUCUGAGAGUUGCCACAACUACUUGCAGAUGGUUAGCCUUGCGAUUUAAUUCAAUGCAACUAUUGGACACCUAUCCUUAUAAAUUUAUUCUUCCUCUAGUUGCAAAGACAAUGCUUUCCUACCUUUACUCCAGUGUGAUAUCUGCUGUAACCCAAACUGUGCUGCCACUGGAUUUCUUGCAAUGUGCACGUUUUUAACGUGAUAUAAACUUCACAUUUUAACGUCUGAUUUAGACUUUGUAAAUCUUUGUACAGCCUACGUGUCAACCUACGCAAUUGGCCAACACUGUUACCAGCAUUCAAACUUGUGCUGGGUGUUUUGUCUGUUUACCUUCUGAUUGUGAGCCUUUAUGUAAUUUCAAUUUUUAAUGAAGUGCCAGUGACGAUGUAACUAAAUGAAGGGACUUUUUUUUACCCUCUUGAAUUCUCGCUCUUCGUUGUGGUCAACAUAUUUGUGCCUCAAUGGGUUCGACUUAUUCACCUAUUCCCUCUCAUCUAUUUGGAUAUUUUCGGCAGUCUCUCUACAGGGAUUCGCACCCUCCGCACAUACUACUCGGCAUGUCAGAGCAGACCAGUAUACAUGAGUUUACAAUCCAAGAAUCUUGUAAAAGUGUAAACCUUUAAUCUGCACUGCCAAUGUUGUGAAUUUUUAAGCCAUACGCUGAGUGCUGAUCAGACUCUAUCUAUCAAAGUAUUAUGCUUAAUUUCUAGUAAUAAUGUGCUAAUUCUGUAAUGUUGUCACUCCUGAGUUCUGAGGUAUCUGCAACACGACAUUAUGACGGCUAUCAUUUGGAUGUGAUGCUGUACUAUACCAAAGUGUUGAGUAACCCCUUUGACUGGUGCUGUACUGCACACUGUGACAAAAGGACCCGGAGCGCACAGUGCUGGAAGUUGAGUGAUCUUUUUAUUUACAACAUUGGUUGCACUUUUCAGUUGGCACAGCUUUCAAGCUGCCCUCACCAUCUUUGCAGCGCACACAGCUCUCUCACCACGUCCUGGCAUCCUACUCAAAUAGGGGAGGCAUUUGACACCACACCCUGAACCCACUGCUCCACCGCUCCCCUACAGAUGAGCCAAAAACCACAUACCGCCAUUGCCCGGCUUAGGCCAGGGGAGCUGUCUGGCCUGGCCUACUCCACUAAUAAAUUGGUGGUGGGCCAUGCAGUCAGGCUGCACCUGCUGCAUCAGCAUGUCUCCAGUUAAGCUGACUGCAAGAGUUUAAGAUAGAUGUACAGAAAAAAAUUAAUCAGGUGUCUCUGAGGGGUCAGGAGUUUAUGUUAUAGUUUAUUUGAUUAAACUGUGGUCUUAACAUCUUAAAUAUGAUUUUGGCUGAGUGAGCUAUCAAACAGUAGAUCUUUCACCUUUUACAGGACAGAAUACCUUCAGAUGCAGUGUAAUGCCUCUUUAGUGGCUUUUUAGAUACUAAGUGGUAGUUACAUAACUCCAUUUAAACACCUCUCAGUUCCAUUGAGCACAGUUAAAUUAGCUGUACUGGCAUGAGCACAGCUAAAUAACCAAGUUAUUCCUUUUUCUCUUUGUACAGGAUCAAGGCAGAGGACUCGAUGGAUGCCGAUGUGAUUAUGCUGUUUUAUGGACUUUACUACGGCGUCACGGGCAGAGACUUUGCUGAAAUCUGCUCGGACUGCAUGGCUUCUACAAUUGGGGUAAAACGUUUUUUUUUCUUCCCCCAGUUCAAGAUAGCAGCCUUCAGCUAGUUUUAAGUUUAACACAAACACAACCAAAAACAGUUUUGAAAGAAAAUAGCUACAGAAACUCUGUUGUUUCUAUAUAAAUCCAUAAAAGUAAAACACAAAAUAAUAACAAUAUGUAACUUUGUGCUCUGCUAAUGUUGCCCUGAUAAUAAACAUGCUUUUUAAUCAGUAGCUUGGUAAAUAAGGGUUGUGUGUGGGUUGUGCAUACACUUAUGUACAAAUACAGACCAGUGGGUCUAAGAGACACAGACGUGUGUGUGACCAGAUACUCUCAGCAAUAAGUGUUGGUCUUUGUUCAAUGUUCUGAUGGGACGAGUUCUAGUCACACAAGCUCUUCACCCAGUGCACAUGAUAGCAGUGAAAUUAGCAGUUGCAGUAAUGAAGGCAAAUUUAUCUGCAGUUCCUUUAAAGGAAAGGAGCUGCAGCAGGAUCCAGAAGUGUUUGCUAUAUUUGACUAAGUCUGAGCCAGAAACAAAUUUCUACUACUUUAGAGCAGAGAAUACAUUCAUCGACUUUGACACUGAGCUAGAAUAUGCAGUUCUGGAGCUCAACCCUGAAACGUCUUGAUGCGUGUUCAAUCAUCCAGGUAACCACUUGAUCUGUAAUUAUGUCACAAAGCAAGGCAUUGAAAACAUAUUGGAGGGUGGAAAUAAAGCGGGAAAAGUAGCGACCUACCACACUUCGAUGUAUCACGCUGGCUCUGGCUCUCCAGUUUGAUGUUUUUGCAGGAUUUACCUAUGGUUUUACAAAAGAAGUCGAUGUUAUUUAACUGAUAAUAAAUGAGAAGUGGAACAACA
Messenger RNA from Oreochromis aureus, 5451 nucleotides. RefSeq names its product zinc finger protein 883-like. Bases 301 to 2262 code for a protein of 653 amino acids. Gene Ontology annotation, molecular function: DNA-binding transcription factor activity; RNA polymerase II cis-regulatory region sequence-specific DNA binding. Gene Ontology annotation, biological process: regulation of transcription by RNA polymerase II. NCBI's taxonomy places the organism in Eukaryota, Metazoa, Chordata, Actinopteri, Cichliformes, Cichlidae. The transcript has 4 exons. The record is from RefSeq and is a predicted model, not a curated record.